UAAAUAACUCAGUGCGUUUAUAUCGCUUACAUCCCAUUCUACAUUUUGAAGAGUAAUCAGUUGAUAUGGAAAGAACAACUUUGCCUGAACAAUCAGCAUCGCAAACGGAGACGGUAUUGGAGGGGGAUAUCACCGAUUCUGGAUCACAGGAUGUUCCAACUGUACGCUUACGUCUUAGGAAACCACGAUCAAACAAAAAAGUUCAGUGGACUCAGGGAACUGUAGACAAUGAACAUAUGAAUAAAAAGAAAUCAAAAUGUUGUUGUAUUUAUAAAAAACCAAAAAAUUUUGGUGAAAGUAGUUCUGAUGAUAGUGAUGAUGAAUGUGAACAUUGCCAUGGUCAUAAAGAUGUUCAUGAAAAGGCUUUACCAAAUAAUGCAGAACCAUCUCAACAUAAAAUGAAUCCACUAUGGGUGUCCAUGAUCUGUCUUCCACAUCAAUGUUACGUAGAUUCAUCUGAGGAAAGUAUAAGCACCCCAGGCACUGCAAACACCAACCAUUAUAAAUAACAUAAAUUAAAGUCUUAUUAUAAUGCAAAGUACACAGUAUUAUGCACAGAUGUUAUAAAGAAAGCUGCAAAUAAAAACUGCGGCAUUAUGUUGAUAUUUUAUGAAAUAUGAAAUGUUCAUUUUAUAUCUGCUUUUUCAAAGAGAGAGAUAAUAUUGAUUUGUGAUACAUCAGUAUGUUACAUCUUUCAUCAUUCAGUUUUUUAGUAUUUUAUAAAAAUUCAAAAUUCUUUGAAUUCCAAAAGAGAAUAGACCAUUCAAUAACAUUUAAUCAAUUUGAGUUUUUUUAAAUAUAUGUUUUGACAGUGUUCUUAUAUAACAAUUUAAUUAUUAUUCAUGUAUCUCCAAUUAUCUUGACUUAGUUACUAUAAAUACUAGAUUCACAAUUUUAUAUUUAUUUUAAUCAAAAUUGAUACUAAUGGUCUGAAGUUUUAUAGAAUUUUAAUUUUAUUUAAUAAUAAAAAACUAAAUUUUUUGAUGAAUAGUGCAUUUAAGAAUUUAUAGACAUGUUAUCCAAAAUUAUAUUUUAUUGAAAAAAUGUUAAUAAAUUUCGGAUCAAUAUAAAGAAAUAAGAUUUUUUAUAUUUAUCUUAUUACAUGAUAUGAUAUAUGUUGCAGGAUGAUUAUAAUAGUAACAUUAUAUUGCUUCUGUUGUUAAUCACUCAUGAUGUUGCACUUAGAUAUAUUUUGAUGACAGGUACGUGACAUGCUUAAGACUAUAUUCUUAUUAUAUGUUACAUUAUAUUUUUUAAGCACACUGUAUUCUGAAAUACAUCUUCCUACAUUAAUCUGAAA
Vespula vulgaris is the source of this 1300-nucleotide messenger RNA. RefSeq lists its product as uncharacterized. Gene Ontology annotation, molecular function: protein phosphatase 1 binding; protein serine/threonine phosphatase inhibitor activity. The transcript has 5 exons. Gene Ontology annotation, cellular component: nucleus. The coding region runs from base 66 to 509 and encodes 147 amino acids. The record is from RefSeq and is a predicted model, not a curated record. Lineage: Eukaryota; Metazoa; Arthropoda; Insecta; Hymenoptera; Vespidae.